This is a messenger RNA of Dendrobium catenatum, 1936 nucleotides long. RefSeq names its product WD repeat-containing protein DDB_G0290555. Bases 183 to 1589 code for a protein of 468 amino acids. The transcript is spliced from 14 exons. Lineage: Eukaryota; Viridiplantae; Streptophyta; Magnoliopsida; Asparagales; Orchidaceae. The record is from RefSeq and is a predicted model, not a curated record. Gene Ontology annotation, molecular function: protein binding. Gene Ontology annotation, cellular component: preribosome, large subunit precursor; nucleolus. Gene Ontology annotation, biological process: ribosomal large subunit biogenesis.
UCUCUUCACCAUCAAAGUUCUUCGCCUCGUUCGACGACGUUCUUCCUGUUGGAUCGGAAGUAACAAGGGGAGUUCGCUCGCCUUGUAGGAUUUACGGCAAAAGAAGGGAAACGGAGGAUUUAUUUGGCCGUGAGAUUUAAUAUGUACUCAAAUCGUGUUUGAGCUCCGCAACAAUAUAAAAUAUGCCGAGAAUAACCACAGUGGAGACCCCUGGUUGUCCUCCCUUAAGAGCAUUAACUACGGAUGUGCUUGGACUUGUUAAGGUCGUGGAAGCUCAUGGAAAGGUUGGGACUCCAAAGUUGGUUGAGACAUGGGGUUCUCCUGAUGUUUCACGAUCUGUGCUGGCAACUUCCUUUGCUGAUCGUCAGACUAAUCCGCUUCUAGCUGUUGCAAGGAGAAAUGGUGUGGUUGAACUUCUUAACCCCUUGAAUGGGGAUGCUUUGGCUAAAGUUAUGGUUUGUGAGCUUGGAUUGUCAAAUCAUUCUACUGAAGAUGAUCCAGUUGUCGGGUUGCACUUGUUCAGAACAAAGAAGACUGCGCUAUCCUCCAGGUUAAGUGUGCUACUUAUAUGUACAGAAAAAGGAAAAGCAUGCUUGAGGUCAAUUCCAUUGAAGGAGGCAUCAUCACUAGAUGCUUCAGCUGUGCCUACUUCUAGGAACUGGGAUGUAAGCACUGCUGGUAAAGUUAUAUGCUCAUCGGUAGAUUCAGAAGAGAACUAUGCUUUAUUUGGAGGAAGGGGCAUUGAACUUAAUAUGUGGGAUCUCGAGAGCUAUAACAGGAUUUGGACUUCCAAACUUCCUCGUGUCAACAGCCUUGGAAUAUUCUCUCCAACAUGUUUCACUGCAGCUACUUUCCUUAGCAGGGAAGAUCACCGAAAAAUUGUUGCUGGGACAAAUAAUUAUCAGAUCCGUCUUUAUGACAUUUCUGCUCAAAGAAGACCUGUAGUAUCUUUUGAUUUUCGAGAGUCUCCCAUCAAGGUAGUCAAGGAGGAUCUGAAUGGCCAUACAGUUUAUGUGGGGACUGGUACUGGAGAUCUUGCUUCCUUUGACAUGCGUACAGGAAAACUGCUUGGUUGUUUUGUUGGUAAAUGUUCUGGAAGUAUUAGAUCCAUAGCUCGGCAUCCAGAGCUACCGCUGUUAGCUUCUUGUGGACUAGACAGCUAUUUGCGCAUUUGGGAUUCCAGAACUCGACAACUUCUAUCUGCAGUGUUUCUCAAGCAACAUCUAACAAAUGUAGCAAUUGAUUCGCAUUUCUAUAGUGAAGCUCCUGUAGGUGAUGCUACUGAUCAAAUACGUGAUUUGCAAGAUGAUGAGCAGACCGAAGCAGGUGGCUUGAGAGCAAUGGAAAAAUCACCAAGAGGUAAGAAGAAUAGCAUUGAAAAAAUUAAGAAAAAGAUGGGAAAUAAAACCCAAAUGGUUGUUGAAGCAUUUGAACUUAGCGCAAGUGAAGAUGAAGACAUGGAUAAGCAAACUUCCUUGAAGAGAAAAGAGUUAACCAAGUUGAAGCGGAGCAAAAAUCUAAAGAGAAAGAAGAGGAAGAUAAUUGCCAAUAACGAGGACCAAAUCAUGCUUAGGUGUUAUCCCAACUGAAAUAGCAUAUACUAACACGCGCUAACAUGUUUGUUAGUGCUAAUGCAAGUUGAAUUUCUCAACUUGGCUGAUUCUGGGAACCCUUUAAUGGUGUUCCUGUUAUUGGGGUUUCUGUUUUCUUGUCUGUUCGUCUGUUUUUAUUCAAUUAUCAAACGACGCAGAGAGGAUAGUUAUUUAAGCCAGGUAAAAUUUAUAGAUGAGGAAAUUGAAAUUUCUCAAGGUGAAGACGGUGGUUUUAGCGAAAUAUUGAACUAUGGGCUUUGUAAUAUGCAAUUUUGGGCAGAAGCAUUCUGUAUGAAAUUAUUUCUAAUUUGCAUUCCUUAUCAUGUUUGAGAUUUUUAUCAUUA